GCCGCCGCGGCUGCUCCGUCCUCCGCCGGCGCGGGAUCCUCAGACAGCCCGGGACGCGGAGCCGAGCGAGUGCAGCCGCCGACGUUGGCACCCCGCGCCGCCGCAGCAUGAGCGCGCCCGGCCCGGCCCUCGGCCUCCUCCUGCUGCUGCUCUGUGCCGCGCAGGUGUUUUCACAGUCCUGUGUUUGGUAUGGAGAGUGCGGAAUUGCAUUUGGAGAUAAGAGGUACAAUUGCGAAUAUUCUGGGCCACCAAAACCAUUGCCAAAGGAUGGGUAUGAUUUAGUGCAGGAGCUCUGUCCAGGACUCUUCUUUGGCAAUGUCAGCCUUUGUUGCGACGUUCAGCAGCUUCAAACGCUGAAGGACAACCUGCAGCUUCCUCUACAGUUUCUGUCCAGAUGUCCGUCCUGUUUUUAUAACCUAAUGAACCUGUUUUGCGAGCUGACAUGUAGCCCUCAACAAAGUCAGUUUCUGAACGUUACAGCAACUGAAGACUAUGUUGAUCCUGUUACGAACCAGACGAAAACAAAUGUAAUAGAAUUGCAGUACUAUGUUGGCGAGAGUUUUGCUAAUGCCAUGUACAACGCGUGCAGGGAUGUGGAGGCCCCCUCAAGUAACGACAAAGCCCUGGGAAUCCUGUGUGGGAAGGAAGCCGAAGCCUGCAAUGCCACCAACUGGAUCGAGUACAUGUUCAAUAAGAACAACGGCCAGGCACCCUUCACUAUCACACCCAUUUUUUCAGACCUUCCAGCCCAUGGGAUGGAGCCCAUGAACAAUGCCACCAAGGGCUGUAACGAGUCUGUGGACGAGGUCACGGGGCCGUGCAGUUGCCAGGAUUGCUCAGUGGUUUGUGGCCCCAAGCCCCAGCCCCCGCCUGCUCCUGCUCCCUGGAGAAUCUUGGGCCUGGACGCCAUGUAUGUCAUCAUGUGGACCACCUACACGGCCUUUUUGCUCAUGUUCUUUGGAGCAUUUUUUGCCGUGUGGUGCUACAGAAAACGAUAUUUCGUCUCCGAGUACACUCCCAUUGAUAGCAAUAUCGCUUUCUCUGUGAAUGCCAGUGACAAAGGGGAGGCGGCCUGCUGCGACCCGCUCGGGGCGGCGUUCGAGGGCUGCUUGAGGCGGCUCUUCGCGCGCUGGGGCUCUUUCUGCGUCCGAAACCCCGGCUGCGUCGUCGUCUUCUCCCUGGCCUUCAUCGCCGCGUGUUCCUCAGGCCUGGUGUUCGUCCGGGUCACCACCAACCCAGUGGACCUCUGGUCCGCCCCCAGCAGCCAGGCGCGCCUGGAGAAAGAGUACUUCGACGCGCACUUCGGGCCCUUCUUCCGCACGGAGCAGCUCAUCAUCCGGGCCCCACACGGCCACGUGCACACGUACGAGCCGUACCCCUCGGGAGCCGACGUGCCCUUCGGCCCUCCGCUCGCCUUGGAGGUUCUGCACCAGGUUCUUGACUUACAAACAGCCAUCGAAAACAUUACUGCAUCUUAUAACAACGAGACUGUGACACUUCAAGACAUCUGCUUGGCCCCUCUCUCACCAUAUAACAAGAACUGCACCAUUAUGAGUGUGUUAAAUUACUUCCAGAACAGCCAUUCCAUGCUGGACCACAAAGUGGAGGACGACUUCUUUGUGGAAGCGGAUUACCACACGCACUUUCUGUACUGUGUCCGGGCUCCUGCCUCCCUCAAUGAUACGACUUUGCUCCACGAUCCUUGUCUGGGCACGUUCGGUGGACCCGUGUUCCCGUGGCUCGUGUUAGGGGGCUAUGAUGAUCAAAACUACAAUAACGCCACAGCCCUUGUGAUUACCUUUCCUGUCAAUAAUUACUAUAACGAUACGGAGAAGCUCCAGAGGGCUCUGGCCUGGGAAAGAGAGUUUAUUAAUUUUGUGAAGAACUAUAAGAAUCCAAAUCUGACCAUUUCUUUCUCUGCUGAACGAAGUAUUGAGGAUGAACUAAAUCGUGAAAGUAACAGUGAUGUGUUCACUGUUGUGAUCAGCUAUGCUGUCAUGUUUCUGUAUAUUUCCAUAGCCUUGGGGCACAUCAAAAGCUGUAGCAGGCUUCUAGUGGAUUCUAAAAUCUCCCUUGGCGUCGCGGGCAUCCUCAUCGUGUUGAGCUCCGUGGCGUGCUCGUUGGGCAUCUUCAGCUACAUUGGGAUCCCUCUCACCCUCAUUGUGAUUGAAGUCAUCCCGUUCCUGGUGCUGGCUGUUGGCGUGGACAACAUCUUCAUCCUGGUCCAGACCUACCAGAGAGAUGAACGUCUUCAGGGUGAAACCCUGGAUCAGCAGCUGGGCAGGGUCCUAGGAGAAGUGGCUCCUAGCAUGUUCCUGUCAUCCUUCUCAGAGACUGUUGCAUUUUUCUUAGGGGCGUUGUCGGUGAUGCCAGCCGUUCACACUUUCUCUCUGUUUGCGGGACUGGCAGUCCUCAUUGACUUCCUUCUUCAGAUUACCUGUUUUGUGAGUCUCUUGGGGCUAGACAUUAAGCGUCAAGAGAAAAACCGGCUGGACGUCCUUUGCUGUCUGAGAGGCUCUGAAGAUGGAAUGAGUGUCCAGGCCUCUGAGAGCUUCUUGUUUCAGUUCUUCAGAAACUCCUAUUCUCCACUUCUGCUGAAGGACUGGAUGCGGCCAAUUGUGAUAGCAGUGUUUGUGGGUGUUCUGUCAUUCAGUAUUGCGGUCCUGAACAAAGUAGAAAUUGGCUUGGAUCAGUUUCUUUCAAUGCCAGAUGACUCCUACGUGAUCGAUUAUUUCCAGUCCAUCCGUCAGUACCUGCAUGCGGGUCCACCCGUGUACUUUGUCCUGGAGGAAGGGCACGACUACACUUCUCUGAAAGGGCAGAACAUGGUGUGCGGGGGCAUGGGCUGCGACGACGACUCGCUGGUGCAGCAGAUAUUCACCGCGGCUCAGAUGGACAGCUAUACCCGAAUAGGCUUUGCGCCCUCCUCCUGGAUUGACGAUUAUUUUGACUGGGUGAAGCCGCAGUCUUCUUGCUGUAGGGUCUACAAUAGCACUGACCAGUUCUGCAACGCUUCAGUGGUUGACCCGGCCUGCGUCCGCUGCAGGCCUCUGACGCCAGAGGGCAAACAGCGGCCUCAGGGCAGAGACUUCAUGCGGUUCCUGCCCAUGUUCCUUUCCGAUAACCCGAACCCCAGGUGUGGCAAAGGGGGACAUGCUGCUUACAGUUCAGCAGUUAACAUCCUCGGCAAUGACACCGGUGUUGGAGCCACUUACUUCAUGACCUACCACACGGUGCUUCAGACCUCUGCUGACUUCAUUGACGCCAUGAAAAAAGCCCGCCUCAUCGCCGGUAACAUCACCAAAACCAUGGGCCUUGAGGGCGGUAAUUACCGUGUGUUCCCAUACAGUGUGUUCUAUGUGUUCUACGAGCAGUACUUGACCAUUAUUGACGACACCAUCUUUAACCUCGGCGUGUCCCUGGGCGCCAUCUUUUUGGUGACCGUGGUUCUCCUGGGCUGUGAACUGUGGUCUGCAGUGAUCCUGUGUGUCACCAUCGCCAUGAUCUUGGUCAACAUGUUUGGCGUCAUGUGGCUGUGGGGCAUCAGUCUGAAUGCGGUUUCCUUGGUCAACUUGGUGAUGAGCUGUGGCAUUUCCGUGGAGUUCUGCAGCCACAUAACAAGAGCGUUCACAGUGAGCGCAAAGGGAAGCCGCGUGGAACGCGCAGAAGAGGCGCUCUCACACAUGGGCAGCUCUGUAUUCAGUGGAAUCACACUAACAAAAUUUGGAGGGAUUGUGGUGUUGGCCUUUGCCAAGUCUCAGAUUUUCCAGAUAUUUUACUUCAGGAUGUAUUUAGCUAUGGUCUUACUAGGAGCCACUCAUGGGUUGAUAUUCCUCCCCGUCUUACUCAGCUACAUAGGACCAUCAAUAAAUAAAGCCAAAAGCUUGGCCACUCAAGAGAGAUACAAAGGUACAGAGCGAGAACAACUCCUAAAUUUCUAGCCCUCUUCCGGCUUUGGGGCCUGGGAACUGUGUCCGCGUCGGUCAGUUCCCGCCGGACAGUAGCUGCAUUGUCAAGGCUGAGUUGAACACUGGAUGUUUGCAAACGUCAGGCUCUUUAACAGCAGCCGCUUCGGCCACAGCGCUUUAAACUCAGGAACGCACACUGACUCGUGAAGCAGUGUUAACUCUGAAGGCAACCCCAGGACACUAGAGCGUCUGCCGGUUCUCCAGGAAGGAAACCUAAUUAAUUCUUCAGCAAGUGGAAGGUGCCAGUAGGAUGGCUGCGAAUGUGAUCUGCUCACUGACACUUUUAAAGGCCACUCAAUGCAACGUUUCCGUUUUUUUGGGGGGAGUAAGCCAUCACACAAGUUCUAUACCAUAUUUUUAGUAACAUUUGAGGAUGUUGUCGAUACACUUUAUUAUAACAUUUUGUUGUUUAAAGAGCUUUAUUAAUGCAAUAAAUUAACUUUGUACACAUUUUUAUAUAUAAAAAGAAAACUAGCAAGUCAUUUCAGAAUGUUGUAGGCCUCAUGAGAGCUUGUUCUCCAAAAACCUGUUUGAAAAAAGCAACGUGUUCUUCACAGUGUUCUCCUAUAAAGGAAAAUACAGAUUUAAUCCGGGAGAUGUGGCAUGAAAAGAGGAAACCAAGAGAUGUAGAUACUGGGUUUUAACUUAUUUUUCUUUCAUAAAAUACUUUGUUUUCCUAA
Equus quagga is the source of this 4648-nucleotide messenger RNA. It is a transcript of the gene NPC1, whose product is annotated as NPC intracellular cholesterol transporter 1. The record is from RefSeq and is a predicted model, not a curated record. Gene Ontology annotation, molecular function: lipid carrier activity. The coding region runs from base 108 to 3941 and encodes 1277 amino acids. Gene Ontology annotation, cellular component: membrane. Lineage: Eukaryota; Metazoa; Chordata; Mammalia; Perissodactyla; Equidae. The transcript has 25 exons.